CACACACACACACACACACACACACACACACACACGGGGAUACAUACAUGUUACGGACAGACAGACAGACAGACAGUACGUGACAGCACAACAGCCUCCGUCGGACCCAAGUUCCCGGGACCCGUGUGCGCGCCUCCCCGCCGAGCGCGUCCCCCCGAGCGGCCUGUGUUCAGCGCGCCGGUCCGGUGAGCAGCCUCCGCGGGACGGACACACCGGCGGCUCCGCGAUGGGUUCGUCCGCGGCUCUGUUCUGCUGCACCGCGGUGGUCUUGGUGUUGCUGAGUUCGGCCUCCGAGGAUGAUUUCAACUUGGAGCAGCGUGAGGUCACCUUCGACGAAAUCAUACAAGAGAUGGAUCAACCUCCUUCCUUCAUGUUGCAGACAGAAGUGGACUUUGCAGAUAUCUUUUCAAAAGAUUUACCAGAGCAGAAACUCGUGUCCCCACCAAGCAAAAAUGACAGAGGUGGAUCCGGGGUCUUGAAACGCAUAGGAAGUCGUCCAGAUUUCGGGCCCCGGUCCUUUGGUGGUCCUCCCAUUCUGGACUACGAAGUUAAGUUCCCACUCGGGCGACCAACCACUGACAAUCUCCAAGCCAUCUGUGUCAACGGAGACCGCCGUCCCCGCUACCCAGAAUCCUACUUCCCUGCCUCUGCAUUCGGCCAGCAGAAGCGGAAGGCCAGCGCUGUCAACAAAGCCGAGUCGUGGCUCAGCGCGUGCUGCAGAGGAACCCAGACGGAGGAGACGCUGUGUUGCGCCACUCAGGCGUGGGAGCUGUCCAUCCAAUCCUUCUGUGAGGAAGCCUCGUCGAUAAAGGACCGUCUCUAUCAUUGCUGCAAACUGAGCGGCAACGACAGGCUGACUUGUUUCCAAAAUGACGCUCCGAACCCAAACUACGAGGCAACAGAGGAGCUACCGGUUCCACCGGUUCCCUCCACAGACGUCUUCCACUUUGACCCUAGCACUUGCCGGAGGAAAGAGAUGACUCCUAGAUCCAUGGGGAAGAAACCGUCUCCUGCUUCCCAGAAAGUUGACAUGAGCUUUCCUCCUGGACGACCCACCUCUGACACCAUUGAGACGCUGUGUCGCAAACAGAAACGGAGCCCCCUCUACAAAAGGAACUGCCCGACGGGUGCUGCGUACGCACAUCUGGCUCGCCAGGCAAAGACCAUUAAACAAAUGGAAACGGGAUUCAAACAUUGCUGCAAAAGGAAGCAGUCUGCGCUUGACUGUGCUGAUCAGAAGUGGCGCGAGGAGCUCGACCGGUACUGUGUGGACAAAGACGGUGGGCCGGUGGAUUCCCAAUGUUGUGCGAGCAACGUGUCAGAUGAGCGGUACAACUGCUUCCAAGAGGUUUCCCCCGACCGACAUUACAACACGACCUCUGCCACUGAAGAGCUCUCCCUUGACAACAUCUGUGUCAUUCAUAAGAUACUCAGUAAGAAGCUCCCUGCUGGGUUUCCUCUUAAGAGCUUUGUGAACCAAUGCUGCCCCCUGUCUGAAGAAAACAAGACUGCUUGCUUUCAGCAGAAGCUUGAGGAGGUAGCAGAGAUGUGUUCAUCUGGGUCUAUGAGGAGCCGAGCUGUCCGUCGCUGUUGCCGCACCUCUUCACCAGAGUCUGUACAAUGUUUCUCCAAAAUUGUCAUGGAUGCCAUCUCCCAAUCAACUAAUCAACUACGCAAAAAAAAGAAAAAGAGAUGCCCUUUUUCUUAAACAUUUUUGACCUUCAAUCAUUCAAUGGGAACAUCUAAAUUACUGUAACAGAAUGUGGUACAGAUUUUAGCUUCAUGUGCUUCUCACUGCCAAUGAUAAUUGCUUUGUAUUAUCUGGAAUCACAUUCAAAUUAUCACAAGAAUACAAUCAUAAUGAAAACAGAUUUUUGAAUGCUUAGUUUGUAAAGUCUUUAGCCUGUGUAACCACUACUUAUUAUAGGCUUUCCUUUACACAUUUGAUCCUUAAUGCAUUUUAUAGUGUCAUUUGGAGCUGCAAGAUCAGUUUUUAUUUCUUUAAAUUUGAUUUUGUGGUCAUAUCUACAAUUAUUCUGGUAAAAACAUUCUCAAAUGUACCUGCUGUGUUGUUUCCUUUCUUAUUACAAGCAUGCUUAUGUUGUUUGUUUCACCAGCACAGGUGUGCCUGGUAGGCUACAAUGAGCUGACAGAAUAAUAAUAAUAAUAUAACAUACAUAUAUAAGGGAACAAAAUGUGUACUGACGUGUUCUUUCAGGUGGACGGAAGUCAAAAUAUCACUUUGAUUUCCACAAAUAAUAAUUUAAACCCAAUCAUUAAUUUGAUUUGAUUAUUGAUGAUCAGUUGUAUGAACAUUUUGUUUAAGAUGUCACUCAUGUUUUAAUAUUGUCUUUGAAUGCAACUCAUACAGCUUUUAACGUCUGCCUAGUGACAUUAGACAAAAGCUAUAAAUGAUAUGGUUUUAUAUUUUACAUGAACAACAUACAGUUGACACUGGAUCAAUCCAUCAUCAUAGAACAAUGGAAUGCAAAGCAAGAAUGACUAGAAAUAUAAAGUACUUAAUGGAAGCUUAACACAGAAUAAACGAAUUUGAAAUUAUGACCUUUGGUUAAAUUAUUAAUAAAUAGUACCUUGCAAAUGAUA
Molecule: messenger RNA, 2604 nt
Organism: Pungitius pungitius (ninespine stickleback)
Lineage: Eukaryota; Metazoa; Chordata; Actinopteri; Perciformes; Gasterosteidae
Product: extracellular matrix protein 1-like
Exons: 11
Coding region: 227-1708 (493 amino acids)
Biological process (GO): signal transduction; regulation of bone mineralization
Cellular component (GO): extracellular region
Source: RefSeq, a predicted model, not a curated record